GUAAAUCAUUACUUUUCACCUCUGGUAGUGACAGUUUAACUUCUUCUGCACAGGGGCAUGAGGCAGCAGCAGCUCAUUUGCAUUUACAGCUACAGACACUGAAAUAGGAUGGUUUGGAUCAGGAGUGAAACGGACAGAUGUUCAGGCAUGCCAGAAUGCAUGAGUGUUUUUUUCAGCUGGGAAACUAACAGACAUUCUUUAUUGACAUGUAAGACCUACAGUAUGUUAAAAACAUGACCUUAAAGUGUCAUUUACAAUCCACUAUCUACUGUAAAUAUUACCUCUGCAGUGUUUCAAGAGGUUCAGGGUCACCUGAUGGUAUUUAAAGAGCAGACAAUGUGGCACACUCUCUGUACAUGGCAACAAUGGCAAAGGUAGUCCUGGCUUCAGCAUUAGCCCUGCUGAUUCAUAUGCAGCUUGGUUCAGCUUACAUUUUAUCAUGCUACUUCACCAACUGGGCGCAGUAUCGUCCCACUCCCGCCACCUACAUGCCUGGUGACAUCGACCCUUGUCUGUGUACCCAUCUUCUCUAUGCCUUCGCUACCAUGACCAGUGACUACAAGAUUGCUAUAUCUGAGUGGAAUGAUGUGGCGCUCUACAGCCAAUUUAAUGCCCUGAAAAACAAAAACAGCAAUUUGAAAACUCUGUUGUCAGUGGGUGGGUGGAACUUUGGCUCCUCAGAAUUUUCUGCCAUGGUAGCUGUUCCUGCUAACCGCCAGACUUUCAUCAAUUCUGUAAUUGCCUUUCUGAGGAAGUAUGAUUUUGAUGGAUUGGACAUUGACUGGGAGUAUCCGGGUAACAGGGGAAGCCCAGCAGAAGAUCAGCAACUGUUCUCUAUUCUGUUAGUUGAAAUGAGGGCUGCAUUUGAUGCAGAGGCAAAGCAGACAAGCAGAGACACACUCUUGAUGUCUGCUGCUGUCUCACCAGUUCGAAGCACCAUUAACACCGCUUAUCAAAUUUCUCAGCUUGGCCAGUAUCUGGACAUGAUUAACGUCAUGACCUACGACAUGUACGGCUCAUGGGAUUCUUUCACAGGAGAGUGCAGCCCCCUGUACAGGGAUUCUUUUGACAGUGGUGACUACAUUUACUUAAAUGUGGACUAUGCAAUGAAUUACUGGAAGAACAAUGGUGCUCCUGCAGAGAAGCUUAUUGUUGGGUUCCCCACCUAUGGGAACACUUUUACUCUGAAAAACCCUGCCAACCAUGGAAUUGGAGCUCCAAUCUCUGGAGCUGGAACACCAGGACAAUACACUCAGGAAGCUGGGGCAUUGGCUUAUUUUGAGAUCUGUAGCUUCCUGCAAGGGGGUGCAACUGAGGUGUGGAACUCUCAACAAGAUGUGCCCUAUGCCUAUCAGGGAAACCAGUGGGUUGGUUAUGACAAUAUAGAGAGUUUCCAGUUUAAGGCUCAGUGGCUGAUGGAGAGCCACUUUGGUGGUGCUAUGGUGUGGACCAUUGACAUGGAUGACUUUUCGGGCACUUUCUGUAACCAGGGCAAAUACCCUCUAAUUAAUGUGCUUCACAAGGCCUUUAACCUGGAUCAACAACCCUGCAAUUCCCAGACAACUCCACCUCCCCCAACAACACGAGUGACCACAACAACCCCUAGUUCUAGUGGAAGAACUAGCGACAACAGUGGCACCAGCGGGAUGAACAGCUCGUUCUGCAUUAACAAAGCCAAUGGUCUGUACCCAUUCAUCCCCAACCCGAACAAGUUCUAUGUGUGUAACAGAGGCAUAACUUAUUUCCAGCACUGCCCAUCUACCCUGGUGUUUGACACAAGCUGCACAUGCUGCAACUGGAACUAUGCUUAAUACUUUUAUUAAAUCACUGAUUUUGCCCUGUGUUUUGAUUUCUGUAAUAUCUGGAAGGGUACUAGCUUAAUAAAAAAAUAACUGUAUUCAUGGGUAUUUACCAUAAGAUGGUUGUUGCUUUAUAAGCAGGAAACCCGAAUUCAUAGCCACAAGAUGCUUAGGUUUAGGAAGCAUCACUGUUCAUUCCCUUUCUCAGGAUUGUUUAAUCAUCUGUAAUAAAGGUUAUGAAAUGGUUAUGCUUGUUUUCUUUUGAUUUCUUUAAAAUAGGGUGGUAAGAUCUUUUUACCAUGUUAAAUGCAUACAUAAAAAAAAAACAAUAAAACUGUACCUGGGAACUGUAAGUGUGAGUGUUAAGAAUUGUUUAAGGCACAUAAAUUUUGGUUCAAACAAACAAAAAACAAACAAAAAAACAAACCUUCUUUCGGGCCAGAAGAUGUGAAGCUGCUCAUUCUGUUGUUUAUCAUAAUAUGUCCUUAGCUGCAUUGUAAUAUUUUCAUUAUUGGAACUAUAGCCAAAAUUUGUGGAUGUAGACAUGUUGGGGAUCUGUUUAUUGAAAAUUUAACAUUUUAUUUUAUUUCUGAUUAAAAGAAC
This is a messenger RNA of Clarias gariepinus (North African catfish), 2402 nucleotides long. RefSeq names its product acidic mammalian chitinase-like. The record is from RefSeq and is a predicted model, not a curated record. The transcript has 11 exons. Gene Ontology annotation, cellular component: extracellular region. Bases 357 to 1811 code for a protein of 484 amino acids. NCBI's taxonomy places the organism in Eukaryota, Metazoa, Chordata, Actinopteri, Siluriformes, Clariidae. Gene Ontology annotation, biological process: carbohydrate metabolic process; chitin catabolic process. Gene Ontology annotation, molecular function: chitin binding; chitinase activity.